AUGAGCGGAAGCGUUAGGAAUUUCACUGUUAUCCACAGGAUCAUAUUUUGGGUCUUGGUCGUCGGUAAGUAUUCUCCUAAGAUUUCUGUAAAAAAUAUUGAUGUUAUAUCUAAUUUAAUUUCGUUCUGCUAUCGUUAAAUUAUCAUGUAAUGACGCAUUUGGAGAGUGGUUUGAAAACAUUUUAUCCAUAAGUUCCGUUUGCAAAUAAUUCUCACGAAUCGAGACAUUGUUAAAAACGAAUGAAAUCGUAGUAAUUCUUUGAUAAAUUUCUGAACGUCAAAUUAAAAAAAUUAGUAUUCGUGUACUCGUUUCGUUGGCUAGUUUACACAUUCAACAUUUUUGCCUUGUAGGCAAAUGUACGUUAAUUAUACACUCCGGCCCCUAAAUUUUUUUAGAGCAUACACAAAAGAGAUGAAUAAUUUACAAGCCUAAGAUAGAUAAGAUGUAGCACAGUGAUUUCUCUUUCGUCAAGGUGUGCUGAAGCUUAACAAUGAAACCAUUCAAAAUUUGAAAUACAACUUUCAGCAGGUUUCUCUGACAUGGAGUUUUGAAGUGAUUGUCCGUCAGCUCCAAAUUUGCAUGAUUAACUCGGAUCAGUCACUUGUUUGCAAAGUCAAUCAGAUAUUCUGUGAUUAUUAUGAACUAAGAUUUUUAUACUGACCAUGACUACAGCGAAACAAUACUCAAAAAAGUAAAUUUUUUUUGUGGUUGAAACCUUCAUAUCUCACAGAAAGAUUUUUAUCGAAACGAUUUCUUCAUUUACCGUUAAAUAACAUUAUUUAUUAAGUAUCAUAACAGAAUUCUUAAUCUUUCCAAAGUUUUCUGUGGUCACUACUAUAGACACAACUUUUAGAUAUUCGUUAGCCGUGACAGCGAGUUUGGCAUAUCUUCAUUGAUAAAAAACAUAAAAUUUAAUGCGGUUUUUACUUUCAGUCGCAUAGAAUUUCUUACUUUCUUCCUCAGUCAGGUGCAUAUCCUGAAUUUUUUCUCAGCUUAUGAAUCAAACGGUCACCAAAGCUCGCCAAGAACUCUUUGUUGACAUAACAGAGUUUUUGAUAACCAGUUGUUUUUCUUUCAAUUUGAAAGGAACAAACUCGAUUUGAAACUCCUAUUUAUUAGUUAUGAAAACGACAAUUUGUCUGACCUGAUGACGUUAGAUAUUUAUCAGACGUAUUUCUAAUUUUUAUUGCAUAACGAAAUUACAAAAAUUCAAAUUCAGUUUUCUCUCAAUGUAGUGUUCAAUACCGAACUCCAAAGAUACAACACUGAACCCUUGAUAAAUUAUUUUUAACGUUAAGAAUGUCCACCUGGUACAAUACUUAAACUCGAAACUGCACAAACUGCACCUCUGGGUCCUCGAUGAAAAAAAAAUUAUUGUUAGUAUUACUUUCGAUAAGCAUAGAUCUAAUAGAUAUAAACCUAUUCAUUUUUAUUACUCGGUGGUGAGAAGUGAAUAAAAACUAUUGAUAAACCCUAAUUGAUCUAAAAACAGGAAGUCGUACGGAAUGAAAUCUGAAACAAUCAGUGACAAACUUUCAAAAUAAGUAUAAAUUUGAUUAUGCUCAUGAACCUUCGCAAAGGGAUAUGGAAAUUUGUAGGUGAGAUGUCGGGACUUGACUCUCAGAGGCUCUUCACCCGAGAGUGGGUACCAGGGCACUUUGCAGAAACUCGUCAAAUUUCCAAGGGGGGGGGGAAGAAGGGGGGGUGAAGGCUGGCGUAACCUGCGAUAAACCACGUCAGCUUCGUGAGACAGUCUCGAAUGCAGACUUUGCUAAAGCCUUCUGUACUUUAUUUGUUACUCUCUUGUCUUACGACUUCAUACAACUAUGUUAGUAUCAAAACAUCUUAUUACUUUCUUUUUUCUUUGACUGUACGUUUUAUUUCUUUCUAUCUUGACGAUGCCGGGCUUCAUUGAACUUGACCACUCUGGAAUCUGUUUAGUUUUGCAGCGUACAUCUUGUAAGUAACUACCAGUUUGGCUUCACUGCGCACGCGCACGUCAAUUGCACUUUACCUGCUGGCCGCUUGAAGUACGCACCCUGCACUCGAAUCUCACUGAAACGCUAGAAUUAAAAAGUUAGCCAUAAGUUUUUGCUCCCCAGUUUUUGCGCCCAUGACAGCGCACUGUUCUCAAUCUGCUGGCUAAUUAUUCAUGUAUUGCUUCCAUUCGUCGUAACCAAUCGUGAUUUGCUAAGCGUUCUUAUCACCUAACUUAUACACUCACUUUCUUCAACUGCACUUUUGUUCAUCUUCACAAAGAUUUGCUCACAGUUUUUUGGGCGGUAAGUGUGAUGGAACCUGUCUAUCGUAUGUUUUAAAUCGCGUCGUAAAGUGCCGAUUUCCUACAAGAAUUUUCUGCGGAAUAAUUUUUGUCUUAAGGUAGUAUACUUGGGUAUUUGUUUAGCCCAAGAGAUUUGGAAUAAAAAAUUGGGAGGACGGGGAGGGAGAGGUGACUGAUUGCCAUUAAACAAAGGGUCGAUCGCGUCAUGAAAGUGUGUCACUUCAAAGAGGAAUGUAGCUUAAAAAGAAGGAGCCUAGUUAACUCUUUGGCUCAUAAUGGUGACUAAAAUAUAAUUUCUCCUCACAUCCCUGAAUCACACAUCAAGUUCAUGAGAAUAAAGGAUGUGAUCACCAUCUAAAGAAGUUCUUGAUGGUUAAACAAAUUCUCCUUUUCAUCACCCUUAGAGAACAGUGAGGAGAACAGUAUGGAGAAUAUUGAUACUGAUGUUAGGGUGUAAUGGGUUAGAGCUAGUUCAGCAGCCGUUUGUGGAUACUUUUAGUCGAAGCCUUUCAAGCCAUUGUGAACGAGAAGAGUUAAACUAAAACGGUAAAAGCAAUGGUAGGGGGACUUACCUUCACCCCUGGGCCUGGGUUCGAUUCCCGUAUUUGACGUUACCUGUGGGUUUAGUUUGUUGUUGGUUCUCGUCCUUGCUCCGAGGGUCCACUCCGGGUCUCUGGUUUUCCUCUCUCCACAAAAACCAAUAUUCCAAAAUGCAAUUCGACCAAUAAAGCUGGAAAAGAAGAGCGACCUCGUGGAAUGUUCAUUUCUAAAUUCUAUAUUGUUAUUAUUACGAUUAUGAAAUAUCGAUCGGAUUGUUAUAAAAAAAUUUCUCCAUCCUAUAUCCUCUUUCUGCUAUUUUUCUCUGGCAUUGCUCAAUAAGCGAGUCAGACAAAACAUGUUUCCAUUUCCAGAACUGUUUAUCUCCUACUGCAUUCAGGUUUCACCUCUUUUCAGUCCACAAAUCCAAUCCAUUUACUCUCUCUUGUAUUCAUAUCAUACUCUAUUUCAUAACCUUCGCAUUUUUAUUGGACUUCGGGAUCACUCAAUAUCUAUUGCCUGAGGGGGGAGGGGGGGAUCCGGGGAGGUGUCCGGGGGAGAUCCCGAGAAGUUUUUUUACGAGGGGUAUCACGUGGUUUUCGGGGGAACGGAGAGGAGAUCAGUCUUCGAAAGGGGGUUUAUAGAAAUUGACCGCAAUGAGAGGGGGAGGGGGGGAGGGGCGUCAUUAUAAUACUAAAGAGCCUUAGAGGAGAUCAGGUGAAUUUUAUUGUGACAGCUAAAAUCCUCCGACCCCCCACCCCAGGCUAUAAAAUAUGUCUGUUCUCUUAUCACGUCGUGGAUAUACAAGGACAAGCCAUUCAACGAUUCAUGUAAGCACAACGAUCAGCAAUCACAUUUUUCUCAACACUGACAAAAUUUAUCGUGGUUGCUCAGGUUUGAAACACAAACUUAACUAUUGUUGUUCCUUACCUCAGCCUACCCAUUUCCACUUGCAUGGGGCUCCCCCUAUCUGAGCGCUGAACAUUACUGGCCAAUGAAAAACAUAACGAAUGGAAUCCUCGAGGAUGUUAGAGGGGCAGCUCACACCGUCGUACAUGAAGGAAAGAUAGUAGUAGUACCUCAGCUGGGACAUGCAUUGUCCUUGGAUGGAAUAGAUGACUGGGUGGAUACUGGUGAGUAUAGAAUGUAUCGACAGACGUAUUGUCUGUGACACCCCCAGGGGAGCGACAUUCAAUGCGAUCAACAGUAGCAGAUCUUUUUCUAUGGAAGGGGUAGGAGAGACCUACUCUACCCCCUCCCCCAAAAACUUAGUUUUUGUUAAGUUGUGUUACAGUCGUCACAAACGCUAACGACUGCGAUUGAGUAAUCUGUAAAUUUCUUUUUGAUUAACAAUGUCCCUAGUUGAAUCAACUAUCUAGAUUCGUCGCGGUCUUAUACCUGAUUUUCCGUUACUUUUUAAACAAAAUCCUGUUAGUUAUCAAUCUUGACCAGAAAGGUACCCUUCAUAGACGAUAGUCUCCAGUUGGCGCAAAAAAAAAAUUUUCCUCCUUCAGCACCCAAACCCAAUUUUUUUGUUAAUUGCCACUUAACUGUCGACUGACACACACUCUCCUCUAGGGAGGAGUCGGAAAUGCAGUUCGCUCCCCAUAGCCGGUCGCGAUCGAAAGCCGUUUGGUUGUAAGUACGGUUUCACUUCGCGCACAUUCCCUUAUACAUGAAAUUUUUGCGACACCUUCAAUUUUUUUUAGUAUCAGGAAAAAAUUUUGAAAAAUCCUCUCCGCGCCCUUUAGACCAAAAACUGUGAGCUAACCAUUGCAAUAAAAUUUUGGUUGGGUUCUGUCGAUACGGAAACACAUUUGAGGAAAAUGUGUUUGUGCUUUGUUUGUUUCUUUGUUUAAAUGUUUCUAUUUAUAGGUCAAAGUAAAAAUUGCAAAUAACAUGUAAUAUCUAACAAUAAUUCAGUAUGAUUCUACCUCUUCACAUUGCAGCUAGCAAUUUUUUUUCGUGUAUAAUUUUUUCUUGUUGCCAGUCUUUCUUUCAUGUCGCAAAAAUUUCAUGUGAUAAGAGACCCCCCACAAAUAUUUUAAAGAAACGCUGUCAAAUGAUAAAUCAAGUAUUUUUGGUGACAAAUGAUAUCAAACAAAAGUCUUCCUCGUGUAUGGGAUACUAACCAUCGCCUAACCCUGUAUCACCGUCAAGGACGGAAGUAUAAAGUUCAAACUUGAGAAAAUUAGUGGUUUUGUAGAAUCAAUUUCCCGGGAAAAUGUUUUGACAGUGUUCCUUUAAACGAAAGCACAUUUGAAACUUUCCUUAACUUGCACCAUUCAUAAAAGGCAACUCUGGCACUUUCAGUAUUUCACAGUCAUUUCGUCAACAGUUUACUCUCAGUUAGAGGAUUGUAUUGGGUUUCCAACUCGUAAGAAAUGAUAUCCCAUAUCAGGAGUUUACAUAUGGAUCACAUCUUUCGUUUUCUUUUUAACCACUUUCAAGUUUUCUUACGACCCUCGAUUGUAGAAGCAAUGAAAUGUUGAUCAAUUUUUAUCAAUACGUCGUUUUCCAUUAAAUAAGGUGAUCACAUGAAUAAUGAUUUUGAUGGCAUGAAUUCGGAAAUCGUCGGAGAUUUGUACGAAUUUCCGAACGGCCGAAGGUUGAUCUGUAUACAGCACCUUCCGAUCGAUUGACCCUGAGGUUACUUGGUCCCAGUUUUCUCAAAGUUGACCGUGCUUGAAUUAUUCAAUAUGGCCGGUUGGGAAAGGUGAAACUCUCACUGAAAAAAGUAACCAGUUCUCCGUGGCUUUUGGAGACAGCUGUUUUAAAAAUGAAUUGCCCCGUCGCGAAUUUAUACGCUUGAACGUUGACAAUUUUAAAAUGUCUCGCAUCAAACUGAAAUGGUCGUCAGAGUCAGGUAGGUUGCGGGUAAUAAGUGCUUGAUAUAAAAUUUCAAAUUAUUGCAUCACUUGACUUGACUUCCUCUUUUGACCACAGUUUACCCUUUGUAAAGACCUGGGUAAGGUACAGAAAAAUAAAUUUAGCGUAACAUUCUUUUAAAAUGUAUUGUGUCACGUUUCAAGGUGGUUUUAACGCAGAUUGCGUGACAGAACCCUCAAGAUGUGAGAAUGGAUUUACAGUGACAUUUUGGCUCAAGGUUCAUGGAACUGGCUACAUUUUCUCAUCAGGAUCUUUCACAAACAAAAGGAAUGGUCCAGGAUAUCAGCUAUAUUACCACCAGAGCUUGAAACGUUUUAAAUUUAUUCUUGAAACCAGAGAUAAAAAGUGGACGCUGUUUAUUCACGAAGAAGUUGGGUUGUGGACACAUAUGGCCUUUACAUGGAGGGAACGGAACGGACUGGCGUAUUACGAGGAUGGAAAUUUGAGCUCGUUUACCGACAAGCCCGAAAUUGUGUCUGCGUUGCGCCAACAGAAUUACACACCUGUUAUCACACUUGCACGGCCUAGCAGCAGUUUGAGUCUCAAGAAAUUUGGAAAGUUUGAGAUUUCUCAGUUUGCCAUCUGGCAGAAAGAACUUUCAGCUGCAGAUAUUGCUGGAGUGUAUCAAGAUGGAGUUACUUAUGAUGAGGAUUUAACCAUGUGUUGUUAUUUCAAAUCAGGUGGGUAUCAAAUGUAGAGUAUUAAUGCAAGGGGAAUAAUGACAAGCCUUUAGAGCAAAGCCAAGAGGGUCCAUGGGUGUACCCCCCAUAUCAAUUAAAAAUUGGACCCUGCAAUGACCAGACCUUUGCUCUUUGCUACCAUUUUGAAUCAUGUGGAUGUCAGUCUGGUAAAAGAAUCCUUGGAAUUGCUCUUGAGACUAGUUUUUCCCUCUUUAUGAGUUCCUUAAGUAGCAGAGCUUUCGGAAAAAAAAAUUUAAGGGCUCUAAAGACUUAGUUGUUUGUAUUAAACUUGUUUUUGCCUUCCUGCAAAAUUAAUGUGCAGGCUUUCCAUGCAAAUCUGCUCUCUCCCCAACCCCCUUGUCUUCUUGGGAAGGAGCAUGUUCCUCAACAACCCCAAACAAUGCUUGCAAGGGAGAUAAGCUGUGACUUGAUUGUAAAGUAUACGCAACCAUAUUCUCCUGUACUUUCAGUGAGCCGUUGUAUGGAAAAUCCAUGUCAUGACCCUGAACAUUGUCGCAGAAUCAUGGAAUCUGCUGAGAGGAAGUGCCUUUGUCCCGGUGUCAAUCUUCGCCUUAAAACUUGCAAAGGUAACAAAAAGAACAAUUCAUGGCAUAUGCAAAUAAGUGGAAAGGCAUAUCCAAUAAUAAAUUAACAACUUAAUUGUUCUAACUAUUUAUUUGUAUAUUCAGUUAUUCUUCUGAAACUAUCUGAACAUAAACUCCCUUUUUCAUUCAUUUAUUUACGUUCUAGUAUACACAGCUUCAUUGUAAACAACAGCCAUUUCAUAGUUAGGAUCAUCCAUUUGAGGCAAAAAAUGCUAUUGGAGAAAUUUCAGUUUUUAUAAUUUAGAGUUGUCAUCAAGUGCCCAAUCUUACAGGCAGGGUUGUUAAAAGUGAUUGGCAACUGGUACAUUUCACCGUCUACUCUGAAAAAUUCGCCAUAUAUUCUGAAUGCUAUUGCCUCAAUUCUCAACAUGGAAGCAUGUCUUUGUGUGGCUUAUUUUGUAUCACAGUCCGGUUACUCAAAAUCUUUUGAACAACCCUGCAUAAACACAUCGGUCAAACGUCUGUGCAUGAGCGAACGUUGUAAUGAAAAGGUUACAUGCUUUCUGAUGUCUCACGCGAGUUACAAACAACCACACAAGCCAGUAAGUCACGGUGUUUUAAAUGCGUCUAACCUUUUUUUGGUAUAGCUCCAAACAGAAUGGUAAAUCAGGAGGAUUCUCGUACUUGAAUAAGCCUUUUGUUGCAAAAGUCUAGAGUUUUCAUUUCCUCUACUUUUGUUUCCUUUUACAGAUUUCUAUGGACGUUUCGACUAUCUUUCACCUAUUUUGCGAGACAGUAGUUGUUUGUUAUGAGCGUUUUCUUUUAAAUUUUGUGCGGUAAAUCGGCGCGCGGCCGGCUACAACUGAUCCACUCGCGCAUGACCAACGUUUGACCGCUGUGUUCACUGCAUACAAUAAAAUUUCAUGAAUUUUACUGAAUUUUUUUUCAAAAAUUCUUUCAGCAAAGAUAACAGGUGUAUGUAAGGACAAGAGUAGAAGUUGCGACGUGUUCGCUAAACAAUCUGAAUACUGCAAACGAAGAAAAAUGCGAGAAAUUUGUCCGCAGUCUUGCAAUUACUGUGGUGAGUAAGUCGCCCUCUCUAUUAAACUUGAAUUGAAGGAUUGAACGUAAAAAUUGAUUGACACCUCCGUCAUAAAAAUCCACAUGCGACUUUCAUGCAUAUAGUUAUGACUGUUUGGUGGGAUUAAAACAAUUUUCACUUAAUUAAGCGCCGAAAGUCAUCCGGGAUUUCAUUGAUUUUGCUUUACUCCGCUCUGUGAUUGGUUCAGAAAACUCGUACCACUCUCUCAACCAAUCAGAUGCAAAACUUAACGCAAUCACGACUUGGUCGCCCGCGUUUUCCCGCGCUUUAAGCAAUUUGGUUUGUUUCUACUUUGAGCUCUCAUUGGUUCUGAAAUGCAUUUUCCUCUCUUCUGAUUUGCUGUUGUGAUUACUUUGGUUUUGAUUCUGAGAAACUCAAUCGGAAAGCGCUCAAAAUAAAUGAGAAAACUUCUUGAUGCCCUUUUUACAUAAUAUUAAGCGAUCCUUGACAAAUCUGUUCCGUUAAACCCGAAGAAUUGUUUCAGUUACUACUUCCCUAGUUUCAAUGUUUUACCUCGAAAGCACGAGACAGGGCUGAGUCGACUCCUAAUUCCGACUUCCAUUCAGAGAAUUACAUACAUAUAUAUAUAUAUUUGACUCUGUGAUAGGGUAAGGGAAAAGUAGGGGAGUACCUCCGUUAAAUUAUAGACUUCAUUGGCAAAAUCAUCGUACCAAUGUUUUACCCUUGCUUGGUUCCAGGUCCUUCGCAUCCUAUCACCACGCUGAAACCGACACUGAAGACUUCGUCGACGUUCAUGUCCAGAAUAUCUCGGAAAUCCCGCAAUCCCUCCACGGUGGUCCCGACUAACGGGAGUCCCGCGGGUGGUGGGAUAACUACAAACCCGACUUCACGGCCAAGGACUCCGACUACAGCCAGGAGAGGUAAAAGAGGUGAGUUAAUUUCAUGAGGCUGUAAGUACAUGAGAGUAGGUGAGAUAAUUAUUUAUUUGCACAGGGUAUAGGAAAAUAAAUAAAUAGAAUAAUGACAAAGAAAAAUUUUGAGCUUGAUGUUUGAAUAAAGAAAGAUGUUGGUCAGGAAAAAUAUGAGUCCCCAUCCGCGAGGGAUCGAACCUCAAGACUUUCAGGUUUCGUGCUCCCAUACCCUACCGUUAAGCUACAGGAAACAAUUACUAGGUUCAAAUCUGAUACGUGACCUGCCCGGUUGUGAGCGCGCUCACCCGUUCUCUGUGGCCUGGGUUCAAUUCGCGGACCUGGCGUCACAUGAAGGUUGAGUUUUUGAUUGGUUCUCGUCCAUGCUCUUUUUCACCUAGUCGUCCAGUUUUCCUCCCCCUACGAAAACCAACAUUCUAACUUUAAAUUUGACCUGGAAACAAUGGACGAGAAAAGCCACUUAGUGGAAAGUCCACCACUUAAUUCCGCUUAUAAUUAUCACUAUUAUUUCGCUUUCGACAACGAUAAUCCUAGCAGUAUGCGGGGCGCUCACAUAUGAAUCCGCUCUUAUUUCUCUUAUCAGGCGAAUCUUGUGACGGACUGACGUGUGAGUACCAUGAUCGCUGUGUGAACACUUCGCAUGGUUAUGUCGAAUGUAGAUGCCCUCAACAUACUUGCCCUAACGGCAGAGAAAUCAUUUGUGGCACCGACGGCAAAACCUACCUGAAUAUGUGCGUAAUGAGGAAAGAAGUAUGUCGAGUACAGCAGCGGAUAGAGAAGAAAGACGAAGGUCGCUGCAGCGGUAAGAAGUUUCUCUUCUAAAAGUGAGUGUAGUGGAAAGAGGAAUGUUGGCAAACUGACGUCCUUCCUCCUUCCACUCUCGGCGUCUACUCUAUCAAUGACUUGCAGACUUGGUACCCAGUUCUUGCACGUUUCUUUUCAACCUUGCAUCGACGGGAAAGAAGAGGACUGGGUACAGUCUAUUGGUCGAGGGGGGUAGAUAAAGUAGGCUACAACCGUUGGAUGCUUUCGGAAUUAAAGCAGCUACUUCAUAAUAUUUUGAGUCCUUGAAGAAGGGUAAAAAAAUCUGUUGAAAUGAGCUAGCGGGUUACACCAGAGGUGAAAGAACAAACAAAAAUUUUACGUUACCCGGAAGAUUUCGGAAAUUAUCAACCACCGUUGCUUUCAGAAUUAAGAAGUCGAAAGUGUAACCGUGGAAUAGUUGAAUUUAGUUUCGAAUCCACCUGUAGUAAAACACCUAGCUUUCCUUCUGCUUCACGCAACCCAAGCCCUUUGUAUGAGGUGGAUGGGAAGAACUCUGUAAGAAAGACCGAGAUUCCGCAUCGGCUUUUUCGGGUAGUCAUGUUGCAGAGGAAGCCUUUAUUUUCUGUUUUAACCACAGAAGUUAAACAAAAUGUUCAAAAUGAUUCUCAAUAGUUUUUUCGAACCACACUUUUUAAAGGCAACUCCUAAAUCUUUGAGAGUCCAGCCUCUCGGCGCGAUACAGGACCUUCCGGCUAGUUUACAGUUCUUCGUCUAAAAUCGUGAAAACUUAGCGACAGGGGUGUAAUUGAGAGGAUUGCUAUGACCACUCGAAAAUCAACAUUAUUUAGGUGACGCCGAUAUCUUUUGAGCUCCAAGAUAUUUUUUUUAGUUCUAAACUUCAGAGGCAUACUGAAAACUAAGUGACAUUCGGCUACUUGGUAAACAGCUCAAGACUCUUAAGCUGUUUACCAAGUAGCCGAAUUCAGUAAUACACUUUACUGAACCAAAGAAACGUUAAUUUUCGUUACGGUUUUACUUUUCCACUCACAAUCAUGUCAAUGAAUGCAUUAUUUCUGUAUCAAAAUAAUCGAGAGGUAACAGAUGUACCGUAUCCCACGCUCAUAAUGUUUCAUGGGUAUUAAUUUUAAAAAUCUUCUUUCUUGAGGGCAACUUCAAAGCGGUGAUGAAGUAACAAAGAGUUAGUUGUCUCAACAAAACAGUUGUGCCUCAACCUUUUGUUCAUAGAACCUUGACAAAUGUAAUAAACCAUUAUUCAGGACAUGCUUAUUUGCAAGAAAAGAGCGCUAAAUGUUGAAAUAUACUUUUUAAAUGGAACUUAAAACCUUCAUGUAAUGCAAAGUUUUUUUUUUUUACCAGUGAUGACUUUCAAAAAGAAGAAAUAGCUAGAAAUCUAUAGAGAAAAAUUGUUGUUUCACUUUUAAAAACCGGAAUUUGCUGUUCAAAAAUCUGCGCAAGAAUAGAAAUUGGUGAUCUACAAAAAAUCCUGUUUCGGAUACAUUUGUGAGUCUUUUUUUAUUUAGUGUAAACCGAAAUCCUCUCACUUUGUAAUCCUCUUCUGUUGAUACUUAUCGCUAAUUGUUGUACACUAAAGAGAAUUUAUACAUAUUUUUUGAGUUAUCGAUAGCUUAAGUCCUGGAAACUUUAGUAGCUUUUAGUUUCCAUUAAAAGUCGACGUUGCUUGCAUCACGUUUGUGAAAUUAACAAAUCCCUCCGGCAAUAUUUAAUUCGGUUGGAAAUUGUCCAUAAGGGAAAAUCGAACGAGUUAUUGACUUUUGAAGAAAGUGCUUCUCUUCAAAGUGUUUGAAAAGUGCUGUCAUAACAAAGCUCUGAAAUCUGUCGUGUAUGUAAUCUUAAUAUAGGGAGUAAGUUUUUUAAGAAACUGUGGUGCUGCGUCGGUGGGAGAGUAUAUCAUGGUAAUUUCGUAUUAUCAACUGAGUUGAUGACGUAAAUUGGCCAACGUAAAGAGUUUUAAAGGACGUUUCGAACGUUCGCACGUCUGUCGGGUAUAGAACGAUUGUUUUUGAAAGUACCGACUCGUGGGAUACUCUGGGUAUGUUUACGUGAACAAAGAUUUAAUUUUACAACUCGUCGCGUGUGAAAUUGUGAUUUUAUUGAUUUUAAAGAGACAAGAAGAAGUCUUAAGUACAACUCUUCUUUUUCUUGCGGAGAUUUUUGUUUCAACAAGAAAGUGUUUUCUCAUUUCCUUUUGUAUGCGCAAAUUUCCGUCAGUCAAUACUGGACCACAAAGUUACACGAACAAACUUCUGUCUUCAACCCAGUGUAAUUUUUCACUAGAUUUCAGUCGUAAACAGAAUAACAAAGCUAAUUUAUCUCGAAGUCUUUUUAGAUUUUUUUCAAAGUUGUUACACUUUUUCAUACUAGGAAUAUUUGAAUGGAAAAAAAAUUCGAAGGGAAAGGUCAUGCAAGAACUAACCACAUUUCUAACAACACAAGAAAUCUAAGCUACUUACUGUAAUAAGAUUGUUUUUAUCUAUUCAAUUACUAUGUCUAAAAAAUACUCGAGACGAUAAUUAUUUAUGGAGGCUCUCCGGCUUUCAAAACACAAACCGCAAAAGGAACGCGCAUACAAUCAUUCAGUAAAUAAUACUGACUAAUUUGGAAGCACCUUGGAAAGAUGUUUAUAUUAAUGCGGUUUGUGUGGAGUUAUUAGAAUUUGCUGUAUGCAUUUCAAAUGGACUUUUUUUUAUUUAUCAUCUUAGUUUCAUCUAGAUCUGGUCAGCUAGCGUAGUUUAACCUUUAAGGCUUUCAAUUGAUUAAAUAAACCUUGACAAAACUUUCAUUAAGAAUUUCUGUUCCACUUAAUGUGGGCCUUGUAACAGAAUGCAUAAGAAUUCAAUCCUUUACACUCUGAAGAAUUCUUAGUUCGUAUUUUAAAUGCUUUACUAAGUUAAUGAGCAGAGAAUGAAAAAAAAAGUGAUAAAAAGUUUCGGAUAUUUAAGGUGAUGCACAAAACUGGGCUUAGCUUGAGUUGGUAUUGUGAUAUUUGGCAAUUGCGCAAAAUCACUCCUCGACCUAGUUGGUUACAAACUGAAAGGAAUUCCUACUGAUGAAUAUUUCAUUUUCAAAUCUUUUGUAGACAUAAAAAAACAAGAAUUAUUUUAGUAUUGUUUUCCGUCGGAGUUCAGGAUUUGUUUGUACGUAUUCCAAAUACUUACAUUGUCUGACAAUGUCUGCGUUUUCAUUGAGAUUUUAGAUCAAGUGCAGUGACGCACAUCUUUUGCUAUUGGUUCCCAACUCGUUAGUUAGAAAAGUUUUGCAUUUGUGUUUUUAUUUGAUGUAAUUUGAACAAAACAAGAACUGCUCAAGAAGCUUAAAGCGAGCUCCUGUGCUGUCUGAGCCGCUUAAAAACCGUUGUUUUGAGGCUCUAGUUUGAAAUCAGGCGCUUAAAGAUAGCGUUAAGUGCAAUUGACACUUUGUUUGUAGCGUUUCAACAGCAUUAGUGUUGGAAGAUUCUCUCAAUCGGCAGUGCAAAUUAAAAACUGCUUUUUGUGUUUCCGAAAGAAGUUAAUUAGCAUUUUGAACAGCGAUCGUUCAGAUCACACAUGAAUAAAUUAUAAGGUUUCAUCUGCAUUGAAACUACAUACAAUACAGGUGAUUCACGAGAAACUGACAAAACGUUCUCUGCACGAAGCAACGUGCAAAGUUCGUCGCGCUGACUCAACUUUAUGGCAGCAACUCCUUCGCGGUUUGAAGCCGGCACGUAACGAGAAGUGAAGUAGCAUAGCGUUGAUAUUUUUUUUUAUGUGAAUCAAGAAUCCAUCCUAAAUGUAAUUAGUUUUGUGAUCUUCUCCGCUGGCUUAAUUUAUCGACAAAUGAACUUAACUCCGUACUCAGAAGUACUGGUGUUUCUCCUCAUUUAUUUUGCUGGAGUUUCCCAUGCAAACCGUUUCAAGAGACGACACAGAAAAGUAGACGGGCUUGCCAAAUUAGAAGGUUGGUUCCCCGUUUUUAUUUGCCGUGAAAUCGUGCACUGUUCCUGUUAAUGUUUUUGAUGCACGCUUUGGCAACCAAAAUGCGCGCUAAAACAAGUAUUCGAAAAAAUUAUAAUAUAAGUUAAUAUAUCGACCGCUUCUUUUCCCGCAUGCAGUUUAUAAAGGUUUAUUUUACUCCAUCUUUUUCAGAAGUACAUUUUGUGUUUUUAAAAUCUUGUUACGAGCUGAAAGAAAUUUUGCAAAGACGGCACAAAGGGAAGUGUUAAUUUUUUUAUUUCACAAAUUCAAAUCCGCCGUAUUUUAUGUUUCAUUAAACGUGUUUCAAAUGUUUCAAAAUUUACAAUGUAAAUUUUCUUUCCAAUCGCAAGUAGUGAUUGUUUUAUUAUUUUUCCCUUAAAAAGAAUCAUUUUAACAUCCUUAAAUCGAGAAUGGACAUUCACCGUUUCUCGACUUUGAAUUAAUUUCUUUGGACCGCAAUUUUUAAGAUUAGACUCAGUUUUCAUUGCUCGCCCCAUACAACAUGUUUUCCUUAUUUUGCUUUCUUCUAAGAUUUGUGUACUUUCAAAAUAAUUUGUGCUAGUUGUCCGAAAUAUUUUUUUUUUUCCACGCUAAAAAUAAAUUUUCGUUUUGAUGCAUGAGAAUAGCUGUGAUUACCUUUUUAUCGAAGGACGUUUAUCAUGUGGUAAAUUUGUUCGUGUUGUGAAUUGAAAGUAUAUGUACGAUUCGGCCGCCUGCUCCGACUUCCUUAUUUAUGUUUGCUUUCGGUUAUAAAAGCAUGAAUAGAAGCACUCGAUAUUUCUCAUUUAAAUGGUCUGUCCAACGCAAUUCAUCCUUCGCUGCUCAGUUCAAAUUCGAAUAAGCUUCGUGAGCAAUGAUUAAUGGACUGUGGUAUUUUUAUUUUCCAACUUUUCAUAAGCAAAAUGAAGUACGCCUUUAUUCGUAGGCGAAAGUAAAGAAAAGGAACUGAUUACCACCCAAGUCUAAGUUUAACUUUCACUGUACGCUCUUGUUUUUAGUUGAUAAUGAGCUUAACUCACAAUAAUUCCGUAUCGGACAGAAUGCGUAUGUACCAGUCGGUGUGGAAAUUUUAAACAUGGUUAAUUUGCUUUCAUAGUUAUCGAUCACUUGCAAGCAAAUAACAGGAUGUGUCAAGAAACUUCAAAAAUGUUUACCAAAAUAACGAAAAUCCGCUUGGCUUGUUUAUCAGUGCUAAUAAAUAAAUCAAAAGGAAAAUCUGUGAUGGUCAAUCUCUUCAGUUUCACCAGAAGCUAUUUUAAGGAAAACCUGUGAUGGUUAAUCUCUUCAGUUUCACCAGAAGCUAUUUUUAAAUCGAUCGUUGUCUGCCACAUAAUCGUGCCACGUUGCAUUCGUUCACCUUACACCGAGCAGUGUAAGGCAAUCUUUUGAAAUAAAACAUCUGAAGAUUUGAAUAGGACUGGAUAACAAAACAAUUCAUUUGAAAAUUCAAGCAAAGUUGGACAAAAAGGAACGUAAAAUGUAUGGAUGGUCUCUGAGUUGUGGAGUAAGAUUUUAGCUAGGGGGCGGGGCUGCGUUUCUGUUCAAUUUUCAAGGAGUCUUUUGCUCGAUAGGUUAAAUGUUCCAAGCAUUUUAUCAUCAGUUGUGGUAUAAAUUUUACAUUCGUUAUUAAUGACAAAUUUCGGACAAUGCACUGAUAUUAAUAUUUUCCGUCCUCAAUCAGAUUUCCAAGUUCUCUGUUCAUAGUUGCCGGCCCACAAGCCGUUCCCAGGUUGCGUUCUACGUUCCCGAUUUCCUGUUCCUCUUUUUUCCAUGUCAAAUAAUCGAUCUUCUCCAUUCCAUUUUCCUAUUUUUCAUACCCAUUUGUCAUACCAUUGUUUCGAUUUUUGGACUGGCUUUACAUUUAGUUGCCUCUGAGGGUAGACUUUGAUUCAAAUCCUGAUCCUAGUUGGAUUUGAUAUUUCACCGUCAUUGAAUACGAGAUUGUAAGAAUUUGCAAAACCGAAGCGUCUUGAAAACCUUCGUCAAAAUUUUUCAAGCUCGCAAUCCGAGCUAAUCUUCUGUAUCCAUAUUUCAUCUUUGCGCUAUCUUGGUUUGUGCUUUCCUUUUUAAUGUUUGGCUAACUUACCGUAGUAAUAUUCUGUAGUUAUCCUCAGAAUAAGGCAAUUUGUGUGUAUUUAGAAAACUGCACGGAAACCGGUGAAGAAAGGAGGGUAUCACAAGGAUUCAUUGAGAAAUCAAAGAUGAGAGUUGGAGCCGGUGAAGUACGCGGGAAAACGCGGAUAACCACGUCGCGAUAGGUUAUAGUCUUAGUUCUGAUUGGUCGAGAGGGUGACGAGAGGUUUUUUGACCAAUCAGAGAGCGAAGUAAAGCAAAACCAAUGCAAUAAGGGGUCGACACUCCAUUUAAAAACUGCUUUGAGACUAAACAAAAGCAGUGUUGGUGACUUACCGUGAGUUAGAGCGAAAAGAUACCUUACGUGUUGCUCUAUGCAAUCCUUAGGUGGACUAUUUCCCGAAGCAACGCAUUAUUUGCCAUUCAGUGACGUUUCUCAGGAUAAAAGGGUGAAGGAUUUACGAGGAAACAUCACCGGUGACGUUAACAAUGGAGCGAAGCAGUCGACCAAUGAUCAAAUUGGAGAAGUACUGACACUAGAUGGUAAGGAUGACUUCAUCGAACUGACGGGUUUCAAAGAGAAAUGCAUUGUGGACCCUUCUUCUUGCAAAGAAGGUUUGUCGGUGGCAUUUUGGAUAAAAUACAUCAAAGGUAAGAAUCCUUAAAUGGUAUGGUCCGCGUAGUAGUGUUUUCUGUGUCCAUUUAUCCAAAUGAGCAGGAGUUGAGCAAAGGCAUGCCGGGGAAGGAAGACAAAAACUUGACUCAGGGGGGAGGGGCAAAUGGAAAUGAUAGUAAUGGUGUUGAAAGGCAUUUGCUCUCUCACAUAAGAAAAGGUUGUAAAAUUAUUGUCUGACAGAAUAUAUAAUAUUUUUCAUAGUCUUUGAGUAGUAAAACUUGUUUUGGUCCACGAUCGAGAACAAUGCUCCUCCUUCUUAGAUUUAUCCAGACUACCGCACAAAACUCAUUCGUGUUAGGUUCUCGUUAGCAAAAUGGAUGUCACUUUUGUUUUUUUGUUCAGUUGUUGUUCGUCGCCAUCUUCGUUUGUUUGUUUGUGUGAGGGCUUUUUCUGUUUGCCCGCUGUGUCCAUUUAUCAAACGUUGAUUCGUAGGUUCGUCAAGCUGCUCUCAUUUUUAUUAGUUUGUCCUUCUGUUCGUUUAUUUGUUUGUUCUUGAGUUCGUCAGCUCCUGAGUUCGUCAGUUCCUGAGUUCGUCAGUUCCUGAGUUCGUCAGUUCCUGAGUUCGUCAGUUCCUGAGUUCGUCAGUUCUUGAGUUCGUCAGUUCUUGAGUUCGUCAGUUCGUCAGUUCGUCAGUUCGUCAGUUCGUCAGUUCGUCAGUUCGUCAGUUCGUCAGUUCGUCAGUUCGUCAGUUCGUCAGUUCGUCAGUUCGUCAGUUCGUCAGUUCGUCAGUUCGUCAGUUCGUCAGUUCGUCAGUUCGUCAGUUCGUCAGUUCGUCAGUUCGUCAGUUCGUCAGUUCGUCAGUUCGUCACCUCGUCACUUCGUAAGUUCGUCAGUUCGCUAUUUCGUCAGUAAGUCACUUCGUCAGAUUGUCUGCUCGUCAGUCUGUCAGUUUGUUCGGCAGUGCGUAUGUUCGUUGCUGAGGCAGUUCGACAUUUUAGUUUGUCGGUUAGUCGGGUUCAAAGGAAAUCUUUUUGAAUUCCUACAUUUGAUUUUCAUUCGAUUCUAUUCCUACAGUUUAUUUUUUCAUUGUAGGUGAAUUCAUCAUUUCAAGUGGACAUUACACCUUAAGUUCGCUCGGCCCAGGCUACCGCUUAAUUUGUGAAAACUGUGGACCCCACUUGACGUCGUCAAGGAGAUUUGUCUUGGAACUUUCCAACCAUUCGCACAGGUGGAGAAUACUUCUCGACUCUCUUCCCAAAUGGUGGUUUCAUUUCGCCUUUACUUGGAGUCGAGAGCAUGGUCUGAAGUUCUACAAGAAUGGUAAAUUAGCCGUGAAGAGCCAAAAGCCGGAUUUUUUAAGGAAUGGAAGAAAUGCUAAAGACAAAAUGACUAUUGGAAAACCCAACUCCUUGACUAAGAUUUACUCGUAUGGAGGGUUCAGCAUCGGGCACUUUACUAUUUGGUCAUACGAGUUGUCUUGGGAUAAUGUUGAAUUGGCUUUUUUGUCUGCUCUAACGGAGACAACGUCUUCAAUAAAAUGCUGUCAUCAAAUGAAAGGUAAUGUGCGAAGAAAACGUAUCUACCUGAGACUAUUCGAAUUGACCGAUGGAAUGAUUGACAUGCUGACAGACCAACAGACUGACGGACUGACCGACUGACAAAUAGACAGAUUGACAGACUGAGACAGACUAAUGAGGAAUGAGACUGAAAGACAGAUUAACUGAUGACUGAUUCACCAACUGAAUGAUUGACUGACUCACCCAUGCAACCACUUACCCACUGACUCACUCACCCACGCGUCCUCUUACCCAUUUACUCGCACAUCCACUCACCCACUAGCGCACUCACCCACUCGCGCACUCACCCACUUACGCACUCAUUCACUAACCCACUCACCCUCCAACUCACUCACUCUCGCAUCCACUCACCCACGCAUCCAAUCACUCGCUCACCCACUUACCCACUUAUGUACUACCCUCUCAUUCUCUCACCCUCUAACCCACUCACCCACGCAUCCACUCACCCACUCACCCACUUACCCACUCACCCACUUAUACACUCACCCACUUAUACACUCACCCACUUAUACACUCACCCUCUCACUCUCUCCCCCCUUUUGCCCACUCACCCAUUCACCCACUUACCCACGCAUCCACUCACCCACUCACCCACUCACCCACUCACCCACUCACCCACUCACCCACUCACUCACUUCCUCACGCACUCACUCGCUCACAGUCCGAAAACAGACGGCGGCUGACAUGGUCCAUUGUUUCCUAACAAAGUAAUGAAAGAAAUCAUAAUAUCUAGCUUAGUUGAAACAUUUACAUCUUAGAUAUCUUAACGGGUCAUCCCUUUGUUUCCAUAGCUGAUCCUUGCGUAAAGAAUCCUUGUCACAAUGGUGCAACUUGUCAGCGGUUGGAAGACAGAUAUAAAUGUAUCUGCCCGAGUAUCAGCCUGAACGGAAUCUGCCCGCUUGCUCCUGGUAACCAGUUUAUAUAGGCAUAUUUAUUACCUAUUGUUGACAGGGGACAUGGAGUUUAUUGGUUUCACGUUGGACUCUGGAUGGAGAUUUCCGGCUUCGAGCCCAAAUCGGGUCACUGUGUUGCGUUCUUUGAUAGGUCACUCUCCUUUCACAAAAUCCCUUUCCAUUCCGGAGUAUUUAUGGAUUCCGGUAAAAUGUGCCUCAAAUUGUUGGGGAGGGGGGAGGAGGGAGGAGGGGAGAAGAAUGGUUUCUGUGAUAAUCUGCAAAGGAGUUGAAGUUUCUCUAUGCAACUUUGCCCAAAUGUCAAUUCUCCUCGCUCUGUAAUGGGCAUUUUCUGCGCUCUUUGUAAUGCAAUUAUCUCGUGCGCAUUUCUCCCAAGAAAAGUUACACUGGAAUGAUCGACGUUUAUAACUGGAGUGAUUCCUUUGGUUUCCUUUCAGUGCCUUGUGAAGACAAAAUCGCUGAUUGUUCCCAGUUCAUUCAACAAGAUGGAUAUUGUAAGAAUCACAGAAGAAAAAUGAGGAGCAUAUGUCCAAAAGCCUGCAACUUUUGUAAUGGUGAGUACAGGCGCUAAGUAGAAGUGUACUCGCGUACUUUGCGUGCGAGAGAUCAAACACUUGGGAGAGAACUUCUUCUGUCUCGCGUGUGAAUUAUCCAAAACUACGGCACGAAUACGACAAAUAUUGCAAGAGCUUUCACUAUGUACAGGAGUAUCCUGGGUCUUUACUUAAGUCGCACUUCUGUUUCACUCCUAUACUAAAACCAUGAACUCGCUUUAUUUUCCUGAAAUUCUCUCAAAAGGGGUCCAAUAACUAACUGUAUUGAUUCGAUUUGGCCGCCCUCGUUCCAAUGCCCCCUCUCUGAUAAGCGCCCCUCUCAUUCCAAUAAGCGCCUUUAUUCUGUUUCAGUGAUAGCACUGCUACAGUACAUGUACCUUGAGAUCAACCAAGUUUCAUCUUCCUUUAAGCCACUCACUUUAAGCCUCGUUACAAAAACAAUGGACUUCGUCACAUUCUUUCAACUGUUCUGUCCACGUGAAUGCACAGUUCCUUCAAAUGAAUGAUCUCUCUUAAAAUUUUAUGACGAUCGCUUGGUUGGUCGCUCUAGCAAGGAAGAAUCCAGGGACAACAAGUCCGUUUUCCAGUCCUAUUGAUCCUUUUCAAAUAAACAUCAGAGCUAUUCCCGCACUUUCUGCUGUUCCUCAAAAAAGAAAUAAGCCCCCCCCCUGCCCUGAGGUAGAAAAAGGAGAUAAGUGUCGUGGGCGCUAAUUCGAAUCUUUACGGAAUUUCAAAACGCCUCUCGACGAGUGCCUCAUAGAACUAUCCCUGCAAGGAUUGAUAUAAUUAAAAUCAAUUUUUCAUAACAAACCUUUUAAUGUGAUUCCAUUAGAGCCCAGUUGCAGAAAACGCUAUCCGACGGAUAACUCACUAUCCAGCGGAUGAGUUUCAACAAAAUGUGCUGUGUUGUCCUCCGGAUAGAUUUAUCCAGUAUAUAGCGUUACAUACAUACAUACAUAGCAUUAUUCGACUUAAAACAACCGGGGCCUGACAUUUAUGCAAAAGCGAUAGUCUCCUUUGACUUAGUUCAUUUAUUUGUUUCCAAAGAUUAGUAUUUCUCGUAUUUGACCUUUAGGGGUGAAACAAAGUGCAAAGCCCAAAAAAACCGUUUCAAACUAAGACGGUUCUCUCUGCUGCUAGCUCGCUCAUCUUGUCUCGUACUUCGUUCGCUCGUGUCAUUUGUGCUAUUGUAACAGUCGGUAAAAUUUUUGUCGGACCAUAGGCAUGUUGAGAUAGUUCAUGUCUGUAUGCACCACAUAUGCAUAACGAGGACCCUACACAACAGUCAAUAAUUUUAAGUUAGUUUAGAGGAGGGACUGGGUACGGGGAGGAAAACGAAAUUGGAAAAUUGGAAAAUUAGAAAAUUGGAAUUGGGAAAGUGGGAGACUGGGAAAUUGGGAAAUUGGGAAAUUGGGAGACUGGGAAAUUGGGAAAUUGCCAAAUUGGGAAAUGGAAUUGUGACGUGAAAUUGGGCAAUAGAAUUGGGAGAUGCUGAAGACUUCAGCUUUAAAAUGUCAAAAUUCAUCGUUUAGAAUUAAUGUUUAGAAUUAGUUGUGUACCCUAUGUAUAGUGAAUGAGUUUUAAUUUUGUUUUGAGAAACGUUGUCUCUGGCUUGAUAGGGAAACGUUUGCAAAGAUUUUUAAGGUAGAUGUGAACCUUUGUCAUCUUAACUGAGUUUGUAAAAGAGGGGAUAAUUUCAGGACGAAUGAUUUGCUUCGUUUUAUCUCAAAUUUGUGCCAGAAUCGAGCUGAAAAGUCUGUGGCUAAACUUAAGUUUUCGUCAUAAUUAAGAUGCAUGUUGAGUAAUCCUAAUGUAUGUUUUGACGUCUAACCGCUGACUAACAAACCCUGCUUGUCACUUACCGACUAACUUUCUGUCCGGGAGGGACUGUCAUCAGAAAAAAAAAUCGUCCCUUUCGCCUCACUGCUUGCGUUUCCAAUCUACCAGAUCAGUUCCGCAACUUUCAUCAUCCCAGGCUUUUAUUUUGAUUCACUCCAUAGACAAUUUCGUAAAAUUCUUUACCACACUGAUUUGUGUUCUCAGCGCAUGUUCGCCUUCUCUCUCGAUUCCAUAUCAAGCCAGGGAUGGCGUGAAAUUCCGUCCCUAUUCCACCCCCUCAGUCCACGUUUGUCACAUUUCACUGUGACACUGGCCCCAAAAGUCCUUGCUGUCACGUGACGCUUCUAAACAUUAAAUAGUAAUCCCAAUUUCACGUCAUUUAUUUUUGUUUGGUUUUGUGUUAUCGACUGUUUUGUUCCAUCACGUUUGUUUGUCAGUUUCUAUUGUUUAUUGUAUAUGACAGUCCUUCACACAGUAACAUGACAUUCACGUGACCAUAUCUCAAUACAGUAACCAUUUACAUUACUAACUGUUCAGAUUAAAUUAAAUACUUCUAUUUGCUAGUUCUUUCGCUACUCAACUCCGCUCUUACUUCUGCAGUGAUUACUCAUUUUCAAUCAAAAACCUGUGCGGUUUUCAGUCACAGCUUUUUUCCUGCAGUGCACGUUAUACAUAUUUGGAGGUGAAUUCUUCUUCAAAAUCCUUUUCUUCCUCUUUUCGUUCAGCUUCUUCCAUGUUUUCCCCUCCUCAUCCAUUUCAUCCGUUCUUCGUUGUGCUCGCUUUUUGUCUUCACUUUUUCUUCUUCCUCCGCCUUUUCUUCUUUUGCACCAAUUCUUUCUCGUUCUCAUAUUUUCUAUCUCCUUCAGGCGCUCAUUUUUCCACUUCUUUUAAUUUCUUUGUCAUGAAGGUACAUUUACCAUUGGUUUCCCUCUUUCCCUCCUCUAAUCUGCCCAUCUCUUUACGUUUCUUUUCAUUGUGAACACUUCUGUCUCGUUUAUAUUCUCUCUCUUUCCUUUCCUUACCCUCUCUAUGCAUAUUUUCUUUUAUUUUCGUAAGUUUCUUUUCAUCUCUUGAUUGAUAAAUCUUGCUUACCUCUUUUUCCUUUGCCGUCGCCGUCUUCAUUUUUCCUCAUCCUACUUGAAAAAGUGUGAUCCUACAUGUAACUCUGUAAAUCUUACAACAGUGCGGCUUCAACUCACGUCACUGAAAUUUUCAUCAUGAACGUCGAUCACAAGCGGUUUUUUUCGUAUAGAUAUGUUACCUUCAGGCGCAGAGGAAUCACAUCUGAAUACACAACAGAGAACGCAAACAAACCUUUUUUCACAAAAUCCAAGCUAAAAAUACUAUUUAAUUGAAGAUCCAUUUAAGAGUAGGAGGUUUUUUCAACCUUUAUUUCGCCCUAUCGAAAAUGCACGCUCUUGAAUUGUUCAGAAACUGAACAUACCAUACACGGUAACAGAAAAUCGUGCAGCUGCUGCAUAUUACGUUGGAGGACUAUAAAAUUUGUCAAAUGCAAGUUGUAUGGCACACUUUAGAUUUAAUUAGUUCAACCUAAAAAUUUUAGAGAAAGAGUGUCAAACCUUCAAUAAAACGUACAGUGUAUGCUCACUCCUGCAAAAUCGCCAUUAGAACUUGAGUUUUUGAUACGAAGAUAGACGUAACGAGUGUGUGUGGCUAUGGCUAGAUUCGCAAGCUCGAAAUUCAUUACAAAUCUUAUGUAGCGCCUUCUGGUCUUCGUUAAUUCAUUUCUUUCAGUUUCGAGUUAGCAAUCGGUUUCGUAAUCUUGUUUUCCAAUAUUCUUUGAAUUCUGCGUGUAAUUUCUUAGUCUAUGAAAUAUCUUUUUGUAAUCAGAUAUAAUUACUAAGAAUUGUUCGCUGUGAAUUUAUUGUUUUGUCUAGAACUUGCAAAAGCCGCAAAAUAAAUUUUCCAAACGAACGGUUCUCUCUAGAAAUAAAUAGAUGAUCAAAAUUUGUGUCCUGAAUUUCGGUGAAUUUCGAUACUUUAGGAUAUAAAUAGUACAUUUUACUAGUUUAUUGUUUCAAAUGUUUAUUUUUUUUUCUUUUUUCUCACAUCUUUUAACAUUUUUUCUGGGUCUUUUCAAAUACUCUACAAUGUGUUGCAUUAAAGCAGUCAAAUUAGACGUUAUAGUGGUUGUACUAUUCUAUCAGUGAAUCUUUUGUUACCAAAAUAGAACAUUUCAUAUUUCCAUUAGGAGAAGUGUAAGAAUCAAUUACUGCAUCUCGCAAAAGUUUAAGAGACAAAUUCUUAAAGCACACGAUCCAAUUUAGAUAGGGGAAAAGACUCGAGGUUUUAGAGGUAUGCAUCGAGGGAAAAUUACAAUUUAAAUGAAACAGAUUGCCCAGUUGAGCCAAAAUUGAUGGGCUGUCGCCGUGCGGAUAAUUUGCGAGUAGCAUAUUUUGGUCACGAACAACCCUUAUCUCUCCGAAAUGUUCUUAAAUUCUGUUAUUUAGAUCUUGGAGAUUUCCUCGCUAAAUGGAUGCUUUCAAAGUUGAAUUUUAAACAACAAAACCCUAAGGGCUCGGUACAAAAUAAAUUACUAGUUUUAGGAAAUAUAUUUCAGUUUCUACUUGAUGUCGGGCCCUAGGAAAUGAGCUAAAAAAAAUUAGCCGCUGUCAAUACUCGAAAAGAAAAGAAAUUUUAAUCGGAAUUUUAAACCAUGACGGCUAAGAAAACUCAUGCGAUGAGGGUAUCCUUCGACAAAUUUAUUUAAAAAUGACAAAAAAUUGAAAUGUCAGUUCAAAAUGUUUACAAAUGAGACGAGUAAAUUUAUUCCUAAAUCCCUAGUGUUGUUUCGUGCACCGUGUAUGAAGAAAAGAAAGAUGAAAUUGCUUUCCUCUAAUUUUCAAUGAAAUUUGUCGACAAUUUGCCUUCUUAUGUUCUGAUAAUGUGAUAAUAACUCAUGGCGAAUUUAAAUAAACUAAUAUUAUGAAAAUAGAUUUUAAUUACAUCGGGAGUUCCACGAAAAGAUCUAAAUGCAUUUUUAAAAAGGAUUUAAACGAAGUAGAAAUUUGUCAAAAUAGGGUCAUUCUGCUAUCUCCCAGAGAGAAUCUUUCAACUUAUUGUUUUCUUUGCGAGUUCUUAAAGAAGUUUUUACCGAAUGAUAGCAACAAAUUCGUUUUCUAAGUUGUGAAAGAGUAUCCGCCCUCGCGUUUGGCAUAAAGAAAAACUGAAUAUUUAAUAAAACUAGUAAAUCAUUUUUUUUUCGAAUUUCCGCAUGUAUAUUUGUCUUGUUUUUCCGGUCCGUGUGGUUUCUUGUUUGGUUAUAAAACUCCAUUAUCUCUGCAGCAAUCACAAUUAAGAGAUUUUAUUGGCAGGGAGAAAAACGCUGAAGGCAACUAAAAUCAUAAGAUGAAAAUUACUUCGAUGUGAAAUGCAGUCGUAAUCAAGGGAGCUGUUUCGAUGUCGCGAAGCAUGUUAUUGGUCAAAAUGAAGUCGCCACCUGUUCUAAGAAUUAGUCGUGUCAAUCAGUAUUGUUUACUUUCCAGUGUGUUUGAAUAAGAGGAGACGGUUAAUAACUCGAUAUUGUGUUGGCAGUGUUUUUCUGUACUAAAGUUCAGCUAUUGUAUCAUUUUUCGCGGCGGGUGAAAUGCACCGGUUUUCAAUGAAGAGCUAGAGUGUGUACUUUCACGCAAAUUUGGUGUCAACGAAAAGUUAAGAAUGUUGAAGUAAGCAGCAAGAUACUUGGAUAUGUUGUCCUUGAAAACUGUACUAAGUAAGAAGUCAGUUUGCGCGUGGGAAGUCGUCCGAAGCUGUUGUUUGUGCGGAUUUAUCUUCCUUGUUCUGUUGCCGAUUUCUGCUUGCGAAUCUUCCAGCCUUACUUACGCGAAUAUUACUGAUACCUCCAUUCUUUUGCCACUGCAAUCUGUGCUUUUUACUUCAAAGCCAACUCUCUCUGGCGUAGUACCUCGACAAAGUGUUCGUUCGUCUCAAGAGCUAUCAGGCUUGGAAACUGUUAUUAAUUCUGUUAACGAUGGAUAUAUUUCUCAAUUUGGUGUCCUCACAGGAGGCUCCGAAAAACCAACACGCUCAACGCAAGUGUCGUCGUCCGCGAGUUUUAAAACGAAUGUUCGACUCUCAGAAGCAACACCACGCAGUCAAAUUGUGGGAGAAACACUUCAAAGUGAAAACCGCAGCGCUCAGAGUACAAGAGAAGGAGGUGAAAUUUCUAUUAAGUCAAAAGCAUCGUAUACGAAGCAUCGAUCAAAAAUGGCAUCCAUUUUGAGCUCGAAACCCGUAGAAGCAAGCGACAUGAGAGACAGCAGCCGCUCACGAUCAGGAUAUGAAAUGAUCAGCACAUUUGAUAAGAGAGUUAUCAUUAGCACAAAAACAUCAUCUUCGCUCAGUGAUUUUAAAGGUACUACAGUCAUGUCUAUCACACCAACGUUUUUAUUUCAGAGUUCUUUUAAGCAGCGUCGUAAUUUGUCAGAAAUCGCGGGGUUUUCGUCAACGAUAUUGCGCCCUCAUGAAAAAUUCACUGCCUUGAUUUCCGCAUUGACCUCCAAUUUGCAUGUUACAGAUAGCUUGCUUGGCAAAAGUGAUUUAUCACCGGGAAAAAAUCGCAGUAAAUCAACAUUUUUGUCGUAUUAUUCUUCAGGUGAUAAGACCCGAACACAUAGCAUGUCGACGGAUCUAAAGCUUCACAAAACUUCUCAACAUUCGUCAGCAUCCAGUUCACAUACCGCGGUCAUCAAAGAGUCUUUAUCAAUCACAAGUGUCACUACGUUUCAAGAUUCAAGUACCCCCAUUCCGAAAGUUUCAUCAUCGAUAACUCUUAUUAAAAGUACCGAUGAAUUGUACGCUAAACUCACUUCGACAUCAAGACAUGUCAAACACACGAACACACCAUCUUUGACAGAAAUGCCUGUGAAUUCCAUCAAAACUACAUCAAUAAUCUCGCUUCCCAUAGCAACAACUCAUUUUUCAUUUACCUCAGCUCAGACGUCGCUUUUGUCUACGGUCGCUGUGCAAGAGAAAGCUCCAUUAACUUGUAACAUAAAUAAUGUCACUUGCGUUUGUUUUAAUUGCGGUGAAGUGCGUCAAAAGGAAGGAAUCUGUUGUAUGGAUCUUGUCGACAAUAGGAAAACUCAACAAGGAGUUCACAUUAAUAUGAUUAACAUUACAGUUGAGAUCUUUUAUCCUAAAGUACAUGUCGUUUCGAAGAUUAUCGAAGGAGUGAUUUGGGAAUCGUGCAUGACGAACUCAUCCCUUUGCCUAGGUGAAGAAAAGUUCUUUGAGGCCAAACGUGUUCGUAAAAAGCGCUUGGCACAAAAUUUUUUCUUCAAUGACGACUCUCUGUCGGAUAUUCUAAGGAUAAAACGAGAUUCAGAAUCGGGUCAUCAUAGCUCACAAAUUCAUGCAUCAUCAGUUAAUAACGGAGCACUUCGUCCUGAUAUUAAACCCUCUAAAAUCAAUAUCACCCGGGUAGAUGUGAUAAUAUACAGUAUUUACUCCGUGGCCGGGAAUCCAAGUGCAGUUGGAACGGCCUUUUACGUCACGGUGACGUCACUUAACAAUGGAACCAAUCACACGCAAGUUCUUGAUGGCAAAGGUUUACUACAAAUUCUCAGGAACAAGAGAAAUGUUCUUGAGAAUAAAUUAAAUAUAACUAUUGACUCAUUCUCAGCUACCAUGUCAUCUAAAAGCUUGACGCCCUCUUCAACAUUGGUUCUUAACCCCUCUGCCCCAAGCAGGAACCUACAGACACCCUUACCCUUCCCUGAAGGUAAGGAAGUUUUCUUUGGUAUAACGUGUUGACUUCGGGAAACGGGAACAGGGUACUGGGUGCAGGUAGUUAGAGGUACCUGGAAUGAAUGAGAGAGUGGAGACAGAAGCUUGUGGUGUAGGCCUAAGGACACUUCAAUUCCAAUAAAACUAUUUAUAGAAAGUCUUUCGAAUAGAAGUCUGUCCCGAAGCGUGCAUAUGAGGUUUGAUCUCGAUCUGAUGUUCAUCUGAUGAGUGAAAGGUAUAAAAUGUCGGAGAGCGAAGACAUAGCAUAUGUUGAUGAAAGAAGGUACAAAGUAGUUCUUGAGCCAAAAUUCUAGGUGUGGUGCGGAGAAACAGACUUUCCUGUCCGUCAAGAAAUUAAAACAACUAUAUUGGAAUGGGCUUCUUCUGGCCAACGCUCUGACUGUUCUUCUCUGUUUCCUUUUUAUCUCCUAUGUCCUCUUGUUGACAUUGUGCCUCGUUUUCAUUUUGUUGUUUCAAUUUUAGUUAAGGAACAGGUCAUUUUUUUAUCGCCUGAGGGAAGGGGGAGGGGGGAGGGGUGGUUCUCUGUAAUAUUCUUCUAAUCCCCACUCAUUGGCAGUUAAUGGCAGUCAGUUUUCCCUAGUCCCCCCACCCCCCAAUACUUUUUUGGCGAAUGAUAAUUUCCCUGUUCUCCCUGAAAACGAAAUGAUCCCUCCAAAUUCCCACCCCCUUCAAGCCUUUAAAAAUGACUGGUUUAAUAGGACCUGUGAUUAUUUGUCUCUUAAAAACAUCUCUCAGAUACUAAGAAUUUCUGUUUGGCAUUUUUCAUACUAUGCUGCGGGGAAUUGAUUCUUAACUUUUUUAGAGUCUCUUACAAUUUUGUACAAGGGCUCGGGUAGGGUAAAUGACUAACAACACUGUUACGUUCUUCAAUAACAUGCGAAGUAUUGAAUAGGUCAUGGAUGAUUGAAAUUGGCUUUUUGUCAGUCCUUGACCAAGCCUGUGGUCAAUCAUGUUUCAGGGGGCUCAAAAUGUCUCGUUCAUAAGUUUUGAUUGGAGGAAGUCGGUCCAUUUUGAUUGUAUCUUUUAAUUGCCUCCACGGCCACGAUUGAUGGCAGAAUGCGUUAAAUCGAAAGGUUGGCUCCUAACUUUAGAGUUAUCAAAUGUUAUUGAAAGGCGCAGGAAGCAGUGAAUACAAUGUGUAGUUUUUCAGAAUGAUGUUUUUCUGUUUCAGAUCCAACCUCCGCCGUGCAGGGAAGCACGGAUGGGGAUGACGACAAAGGUAUUUCCCAGGGCUUGCUCAUCCUCAUUAUCUCCGCAGCUAUCGGGGGCCUGGUACUACUCGUUGUUUUAUCCGUGUUCAUAUUUACUCGCUUUUACAGGUCAGUGGAAAUCCUAAGACGUCUGUGUUGAUAUUGAAGAUGCAGUUUACUCGUUUUUGAGGGGGGUGGAGGAAGGGGGACUGGGUGCCCUAACAGCUCUUCUGCACAAAAAUUUUCAUUAAUCUUUGCUAUUAUAUUUUUGUUUUCGUGUGGGUAUUCCUUUGAUUUCGGUGUUUUGGGAAUACUUUCUUGCUAAACUUUAUCAAUCCAUACCUUGAAAGCCAAGUCAGGGAGUGAAAUUGAGUAUUUCGACACAAACGUGUAGACGGCCGAUUACUCGUGUCCUGGAUUAUGGACAGAAAUAUCUGGGUAAAGGUCCAGUGUCAUUGCGUUAUGUUCUUUAGCAAAACGCCAUACUUUCAUGGUGCUACUCAGCAUCCUGGAGAAUAAAUAGGUACCGAUGAACUGUUAGGUAAAUCUGCAACAUACUGGCGGAGGAGGGGUAGUUUAUACUGUACUAGCAUCUCAUUCAAUCUUUUCUUCAUAAAUGCGAAUAGUUGGUGCACUUGUCGUUGUGUUAUUGCAAGAACUGUAUGUCUUUGUGUCAUCUUAAAAUGUGAUCGAUCCUAAGGGAGGUUUAGGGGACUACGAAACCCUUCCUUCGACUCUAUCAUAGCAAAGUUUUACCCAAUUCUUGUCUGACGCUUAAACGCUGGUAAAUUAUUAUCAACUGGCUCAUUUAAUUUGUGAACCGCAGGUGAAAAGGGGAAGGGGGGAUGUGGGUUAGUCGUGACUCAAUUUUGCCCCCCCCCCCCUUCUCGUUAUCAAGUAUUCCUGGAUCUUCACUUGAAUAUAAAAAUGAAAUAAUGAAUAAGAUACAAUCAAGAAAGGGAUUUGAUUCUGUAUUAAUAAAGUUCAAUGUGACCUCCUUGGGUCGUGGUGCUCUUUAUAUUCUUCCUGUUUAUCCAAUUCCUCUUUUUUUUCAGACAAAGAAAAGGAGAGUUCGUACCAGACAAGAAUUACCCCACCCCUCACAGUAAACAAAAUGGUGAGGCAGUGGAUGUCGACGACGAUGUCGAUAACAUUGCGUCAUUUAAUGACGUCAUAGACCCGUCCACUCCUCGUAUCACAGAUGUUCCUCACAAACCCACCAGGGCCCAGUCUUCUUCAGGAGGGGGUCCAGGCGGCGCUAAAAAAUCAAAGAAGCCAAUGGGAGUAAAAGUCACAUAUAAACCACCCAAGUGGGACUAGUUGAUAAGGCAGGUGAGGUUUGACACGCGACCCAACUAACGUACGUCGCCAGAGCUGACUCCAGUUUCUAUAGCACGAAUAGUCCAUACCAGGAAAUUUUCCUUCCAUGUUGCAUGGUAGGGGUUAAACCCGAAGGCUGCUAGUGUGCAACUGCUAUGUAAUGCUUGGAAGGAAGAGUUCUGGACUGGACUUUUGCAUUAGGGAAUCAGCUGUGUUAUUCUACCGCUUGAAUGCCAGUCCAUCUCAGAUUUCUCCUCCCCUCUAACUCGUCCUGAGUUCAUAUUAGGCGGCUCAAGCUGCUCCGGUAGUGACGCCGUAAAAAAUGGACUUUCGUCAAAGAAUUUCGUCGAAGGUUCGAACGGCGCUAAAGCCUUCCUGCCGUUCCUCGAGAUAGCAUAGCAUGUAAUGACAGUGUUUAGCAACAGAGAGAAACGUAAAUAAUUUGCCUUCAGAAUUCACGUUCACAAAAUACACAAAAUUUGGCGAUAUCACCUUGAUUAUUUGUUAAUCUCCCAAGAAUGGCCAGGAAAUGUAAUAGUUUUAAAACGCAUAUUUAGGGCCGCUUAUUAGAUCCUUUUGUUCUCGUUGUGGUUGGAAUCCUGCUUUGUUUUAACCCUUUAACUCCAAUGAGUGACCAAGAGAGAAUUUCUCUUUACAAUUUCAAUACAAUACUAACCAGAUAAGUGUUGAGAAUAAAGAAAAAUAUCAAUUUGGGAUAAUUAGUUGAUCCAAUACUAAAUUCUCCGAACUAACAUUAUAAGAUUUGUAUUGUUGACAGUAAGGAGAAUUACAAAUUUGAUCUGGGAGUUAAAGGGUUAAGUCUUCCAUCCUGCUUUGAGAGACCCUCUUUAAUGGGCGUGAAAAAUUUUUCUACCGUUCGUUGGAGGAAUUUUCUUUCAUUAAAACUGAAAUUUUCUCAUUGGUCGGGAAAGUUUCCAUGAGAUUUGUAAACCACCCCUCCCCCCCCAUUACCUGUACCUGUGCAUCCAUAGUCCAGCGCCUAAGAAACCUUCUGCAUCUUUCAUGUUUCAUACAUAAAGUUCACAUUUCUCCUUUUUCAGAAAAUGUCAACAGGGAAUGCAAACGAAUACAGGUCAUGUUGCAGAGACAUUUUGACCCCUGAAAGGAUUGGAAAUUUACAAACCAAACUCCGGUCAGCCGGACAGUCCCGUACAUCUUUAGAGAACGCUAACUUAGUUUACCAACCAUUCGGAGACGAGAACUUACGACCAUGUGACCAGAAUGGACCAAUCAGUGACGGGACGACAUUCAUUUUUUUUCACGCUCACUGCUUGUUGAUCCAUUUUGGUCUCGUGGUCGAAAUAAGCGAUUCUGAAUGGUUGGUAACUUGAACCACUCACGGUGCCUUCGUUCUGCCUCCAAAGAACUUGCCGUUUCCUUAAAGCUGUUCGCGAUCUUUAUUGAGGUUACGUACCAAUAAAUGCUGGGCAUUUUUUUUUUUAUUAUUAUUUUAUCAAAAUACGGGAUAAUUUCGACUUCGAAGGCAGACUUUUUAAUACGAAAAAAAAGGAAAGGGAAUGAUUUUGUUGCCCUUUUUGCUAAGCGAAUAGGAAAAAGCAUAGAAUUUGAGUAAAUUAAACCACGAAAUUUAAUUAUGCAAAAUACGUUUCUCUGGAGAAACCGCGAUAUUAUUGAUAAGAACAUGUUUUUUCUUAAUAUAAAGUGAAUAAUUACUCACUAUUCAGCGAAGAAUUUUCAAUUGUUUUGAUAACUAGUACUAGCUUUUUUUAUCCAAAUCAUUUAAAAUUGUUAAAAUUCAAGCCACUUGUCGUUGCGAAGUCAAUGGACAAAAGGCAGUAGCUUUGUUGUGCACAAUUAUCUUUGAAUAUCUAAAUAAUGAUGCGAAAUUCACGUAAUUUCCUUGCUGUAAACCGUCGUGGUUUAUUUUGUUCUAUUUUGCCAAUCAGACUGACAAUUUUUAAAAUCAAUAGACCGCUGCUUUAACCCGUAAUAUUUCUCAGUUACAAAGUUAAGAAGAAGUAGUGGAGAUGUUUACCGAAAGAUUGAACGAGAAUGUAAUUUCCAAAAGCAACGCCCUUUCAAAAGAGAAAUUUGAUCGUUUUUUCUCACAAUGGUACUUCAAUAAUAAAAGGAACUUUAACUUGAAGGUUUGAAUCAAAUCUAAUUAAUACAGAUGUUUGUUAAAAUCUGGCAAUAAACCUAAAAUCUGACAAGGCUGAAGAAAGGAUCAUUGUCAGUAUCUCAGCAACUGAGCACCUACCCCUCCCCCUUACAAAACAUUAAACUUAACUUAUUAUCAGUUGACUGUUGUUGGGCUAGGAGAGGGGUAGGUGCCCAGUUGCACAGAUACUGACAUUAAUCCGAAGGAAACAUGAAAAAGGAACUGUGGAUAUGUCUAUUUGGGAAUAUCUAGUGAGGGCUUUUCUUGAGAAACUCAAUAACCUCUCGUUUUAACCUUGAAACUCCCAAGAUCUGAUCGUUAAUUCUCCCCUCUAGCUGCUAAACAUUUCGUUGUAAAUUAUUCACGAGAAUUUAGUGCAAGACUAAGAUAACAACUUCUGCCCCAUAAGUUUGAGUAUUCUCAUUACCUGUUUGCUAAAUAAUGUAUGGAUAUUAUAGGGAGAAAUUACAUGUUAAUCACAUCUAGGAGUUAAAGAGAUAAACCGCUAUUGCAUCUGAUGUUCUCUGGGAUUUAGUAUUGUCAAUUUUCCACGUAAAAUAUACUUAUAAUUUGAAAAUUUUUCAGUGAAACCUUGAAUUUUUAUAAGUGAUUAUGAAAAAUUAUAUUUUAAAUUUUGUCAGUUUUCAACACUGAUUUCUGAUCCUUUUUAAAAGGUGUAAGACUAUAGGCUUCUUUAAAAAGGUCCUUAGUUUCGAAUGUAUAUCAGGAGUGCUGCCCUAAAGUAUUGCGAAGAUUGCGUCACGGCUGUCUGAGUUAAUACAAGUGUGAGCUAACUUCGCGUUGUGAC
Pocillopora meandrina is the source of this 32481-nucleotide messenger RNA. Lineage: Eukaryota; Metazoa; Cnidaria; Anthozoa; Scleractinia; Pocilloporidae. The record is from the annotation of a GenBank genome assembly.